CAGAAAUGAAGACCCACAGUACAUCCUCAGGGUUGUAGCCCCUAUGAUACUUGAAACAGGAAUGUUCUAACGAUGGAUCCUUGUAGAGAAUGGAGUCCUCCCGGUUCAGAAGGUUCACAGAACAAUGACACUAAAAGACAGUUUCUUCUAGAACGGCUGCUGGAUGCAGUUAAACAGUGUCAAAUACGGUUUGGAGGAAGAAAAGAAAUUGCUUCAGACUCUGAUAGCAGAGUGACUUGUCUGUGUGCUCAGUUUGAAGCUGUGUUGCAGCACGGCCUGAGGAGGAGCCGAGGACUGGCAUUAACAGCAGCAGCAAUCAAACAGGCAGCAGGUUUCUCCAGUAAAACUGAAACAGAGCCAGUGUUUUGGUACUAUGUGAAGGAGGUUCUGAACAGACACGAGCUGCAGCGCUUUUACUCUCUGAGGGCCAUCACCUCAGAUAUCGGCAGAGGCCGGGCCUGGCUGCGCUGUGCACUGAAUGAACAUUCCCUGGAAAGAUACGUUCAUAUGCUGCUGGCAGACAAGAAUCGACUCAGUGUCUUCUAUGAAGACUGGUCUUUUAUGAUGGAUGAAGAACGUUCCAGUAUGAUCCCUACAAUGGCAGCUGGUCUGAACUCCAUCCUUUUCGCCAUCAACAUCGAUAAUAAGGAUUUAAACGGGCAGAGCAAGUGCACACCCACCGUGUCUGAUUUGUUAAAGGAAUCCACACAAAAUGUAACUUCCCUGUUGAAGGAAUCCACACAGGGUGUGAGCAGCCUCCUGAGGGAGAUCACUGCCUCCUCUGCUGUCUCCAUUCUCAUCAAACCUGACCCAGACACUGACCCCCUUCCUGUUCUGCCCCGGAAUGUAAAUGCUGAUUUGAGAUAUAAAAAAGAUCGCAAAAAGAAGAAGAGAGUGACCAAUAUUAUCUCAUUUGACGAAGAGGAAGAUGAGCAAAAUUUGGGGGAUUCCACAAAGACUCUGAUUACAGGAGAAAGCUCAGAGGAGAGCGCAGACAGAUCCUCAGUCCUUGCAUUGUCCUCAUCUGAAAGCACUCUUGGAAAAAAUUUGAACGGGAAUGAAAGUAACAGUUCGUGGAAGAGCAAUUCAUUGCCUCACUCUCUCAUGAAUGGAGAGUACGAGUACCAGAAACUGGAUGUGAAGAGCAUUGAUGAUGAAGAUGCAGAUGAGGAUGAGCUGUAUGGAAAAACAUUAGGAAAUAAAGGCACAGAAGGUGAACCUGAAGCUUCUGAAAAGACUUAUGAGAUAGGCACUUGCAACUCUCAGAUAUGCAGUUGGACUCCUCUGCAGGUCCUUAAUGAUGACUCAGAUGUGCUGUUCCCUGUCAGUGCUGUUGGCUCUUACUCCCAAACAGAUAACUUGGAGAACGGAGAGGGGCAUGAACAUGUUGUUCAUCCGGUAGAACUGGUUCCCAGAAGAUCUGAUCUCCCUUACAGAGUGGAAGUCAGUCCUCCAGCACAAGUGAAUACUUUAAGCAGUAUGUUGCCUUCAGCCACCGUGCCAGAAUCCAUGACAAUUAAUGAACUUCGUCAAGCUAUCGUGGCCAUGAUGAAUAGGAAGGAUGAACUGGAAGAGCAGAAUAGAUCCCUGCGAAAUCUGCUGGAUGCAGAGAUGGAGCUCUCAGCAGCACUGAGGCAGGAGAUGGACAACUGGAGAAGGAAAGUAGCAGAGCAGGAAGAGCGACAUGCCACCAAAGUCCAGGCCUUGGCACGAGAAAAUGAGGUGCUAAAAGUGCAACUUAAGAAGUAUGUAGGAGCUGUCCAGAUGCUCAGACGAGAAGGUCAAACAGUGGAAGUUCUGCCAAACAUUUGGAGCACUGAUGGUGAAUUUACGAUUCCAGAGCAAAAGCAAGUAGAGAACAACGAGGAACUCGCCAGCUCUUAUGAAAGAAAAUUGAUUGAGGUGGCUGAAAUGCAUGGGGAGCUGAUUGAAUUCAAUGAGAGGCUGCACCGUGCCCUGAUGGCUAAGGAAGCUCUCGUGUCCCAGAUGAGACAAGAACUAAUUGAUUUGAGAGGCCCGGUCCCUGGAGAUUUGAGUCAAACAUCCGAAGAUCAGAGUUUGUCAGAUUUUGAAAUAUCAAAUCGUGCUCUUAUUAAUGUUUGGAUUCCCUCAGUCUUUCUGCGUGGAAAAGCUGCCAAUGCAUUCCAUGUUUAUCAGGUUUAUAUCAGGAUAAAGGAUGAUGAAUGGAAUGUGUAUCGAAGAUAUGCAGAGUUCAGAAGCUUGCAUCAUAAAUUACAGAGUAAAUACCAGCAAGUGAGGACUUUUAACUUUCCACCUAAAAAGGCCAUUGGAAACAAGGAUGCAAAGUUUGUAGAAGAGCGACGCAAGCAGCUACAAAAUUACCUAAGGAACGUAAUGAACAAAAUUAUUCAAACUGUGCCAGAAUUCACAGCCAAUCCCAAAAAAGAGACACUUAUUCAGCUGAUGCCCUUUUUUGUUGAUAUUCCACCUUCUGGAGAGCCAGUGAGCAAAGGCAGUCGCUCGAGGGUGACCCCGCGCUUCCCCAAACUGUCCCGCAGCCACCAAAGGGAGCCCCGGAGCCUGGAACCCCAGAGUGGGGAUCUCUGACCCUUUUUCCUGAUUGUGAACACGGGCACCACGUACUUUAAGUUGUUCUGUGAUUCCUUCCUAGCCUAUAUUUAUAAUUUAAGCUCCUGAAGAGACUACAGCUGCAUCAACUUAAAUCCUGAAAAGAGACAUUCAUUGCCAAGGGUCAUAUCCUGAUUAACUACUUUGGAAGGCAGUAAUCACUUUCUCAAAAGAAUAUGAGGGCUCUUCACCAGAGCUCAGCAAACUGAUGGCAUUUUCUUUGUUUUGUAAAGCUGCACUGCACAUAUUCUCCUUUGUUCCCCUGAAGUCCUUCUUUUACAAUGAAUUCCUUGUUUGUAUUAUGUUGUCUCCCUUUUAACAUGUACAUUUUUCUGUUCCAGAGAGACAUGGGUAUCGUGUCAAGACAAUUUUUUUUUUCCUUAGGAGAAUGGUUUUGAUUAUCACUACUUAAUAUGUCAGAAGGAUGUGCUUAAAAGAACCUCACUAAUUUAUUACCUUUUGUAAAUAGAAGGACUGGGUUGUUUUGGGUUUUUUUUUAUUGUAAACCUCUGACACGCAAAGGUUUUUAAAAAAACUUGACAAUGUAGAUGAUGAGAAAAACAUUACAGGUGGAAAAAUAGCUUUUGUACAUUUCUAGUUAGAUAUUCUCAAUAGCUUUCAUUUGUGGGAAGUAUUCUUUAAAAUCAGAGAAUGUAAUAAUUUUUUAGUAAAAUUUCAGUCCUGCUGGAAGGCAGAUGCAAUAUUAUUAAUUUUUACAAACCACUGCAAGGAUACACAAAAUUAGCAUGGUGCAAAAUAGUGCUUUCAAGUCUUGGGUUAUAUUUUGUUAUCAGUUUGUUGCUGAUGUUACAGAAUAGUCCAUCAUUAAUCUGAUUUUGUAAAACCCUUCACAUAGUGAUACUUAAAAAUUGCCUGUAAUGAAAGUGCCUGUUACCCAUCACCUCUUAUUGAAAAGUAAUUUGUAAUGCUACUACUGUAAGAGUGACUAAAAUAUUGACAAGAAUUAUUACAAGUGAUGGAAGUCCUGACAUGGAUUAACUGGAAUCCAGUUCAGUAUCCAUUAGUUGCACUGCCGUAGGCAGUUAAUUAUGUUUUAGCUAUCUUCUUCUCUUCAUUAAGUUUAAGCAGUAUACGUUCAAAUUUUCCAUUAAUUGUAUUCUGGUUUUCCUUUGUGUAAGAAUAUCUUUCUUCUCAGAAGUUUUUUUGGAUAAUGUUACUUAAAUUGAUGUAUCUUGUCAUUUUAUUAUCCAUUCAUUAUAUUAGAUUCUCAACGUCAGUAGAUACUAAAACCUUAUAUCAUUCUCCAGAAAAAAAAACCAAGCUGAUGAUUAAUAACACUUUUUUUUUACCUCACUGGUUUACUAAAGUUCUAGCAAACUGGAACUUGUGUUCUGCAAACCUGUGACCACUGUGUGUUGUUCAGGCAGGUGAGUGGUCCAGUCAUUUUUGGUGGCACUUCCUGGGUGAGUGGGGGUUUGUUGCACACAGUGAGGAGCAUCAGUGCCUGAGUACGACCCCAAGUGCUGGCUUCCUACCACUGAAAUAUGUAGCUCUCAGAUUGCACUGGACAGCAAACCGUGGCAGAGAGGAGUGGAAUUCACCCCUCAGGUCAGAAAUUUCCGGAGGUGAAAUACCACAAAGUAAAAUCAUGUCACAGAAAUGAAACAAGAUUUUUCAGUCAGUGAGAGUCCCAAAAUAGAUAAAUAACAAAGCCCAAAGGGCAGCCUGAGAACAAGUGGGUUUGUUUUCAUUAACAGAUGAAUUACUGUUGGUGUUUUGUGUAAGUUACAGUGGGACACUUAUUUGAGAAGAAGGCAAAGUGAGUAGUUUGUCAGUUAAGUAGCUUCUCCAAACUCUUUAGUCUGAUGCACUGCUGCUGGUUUAGUUUGUUGGAAAGAGAAGCAGCUUUAAUGAUGAUCUCACUUUGAAACAAUUCUAUUUUUCAGAAAGUGUAGACUUGGUUAAUAGAAACACGGCAUACAUCUAUUAACACUGAAUUGCAAGUAAAUCUGAAAGAAAACACUGUGUGGUAACCUUUGUGAUGUAUCUGUCACAUGGAGAUAUAUUAAUUUUCAGGAAGUAAUUCUUAGAUUCAAAUACUUCUUAUUCAGAAAGCUGAAAAUGAUAAGAAAUCUCAUUUAGCACAGACUGAAUUUUUUUUAGUUGUUUGAAAGGAAUUGUUUGUAUCUGCAUUUGGCUCUUAAAAUUAUUUCAUCCCUGAUUGUCUUGCUUCUUGUAAUUUUUAAUGUAUGUAUGUAGAUCACAUAAAAAUACUGAACUUGUUUACCAUGUACAAAUUGCUCUUUGUUAACUGUGGCUGAACUGUGUAUCAGCUCCCAAGAUUACAGUCUGCAAACAAUGUUCACUUGGUGAUACAAGAUACUGUGAUGGGGGCAUUACUAAUCCAUUUAAAAGCUCAGCUGUGGUUUCUCUAAAAUCCCAGAAAAUAAUCAAAUGAAAGCCUUUCUUCACAAGGUAGCUUUCCCACUUCAGAGCCCUGGUUAUUUUGAAGAUCAGUGAGGUCCCUGUACGACUGCAAGUAGGUGCCUAGUGACAGGAAUGCCCAAAUUUUUAGCACCUCAAGACAUUCUAACAUGCUCUUAGAAUCUCUUGCAAAUCCCACUUCUGAUAAUUCACCAGAAUCAGCAAAGUCUGUUAAGAAGGUUGACCAGCUGGGAUUAAGAAUGCCAAGGACUUCUGUUAUUCUAAUAAAAUAUCUGUAAGUGUAACAAUUAUUCCAUCACUUGAAUGAUUUGAUCAGUUUAUCCUGUGUCACCUAAUUUCAUGCUCAUGGUUACAAUUUUUGUCCAGGUCCAACUUCCUUUGGCACUGGCUCAGAGCUCUGAAACCCCUGUAUGUGCUCAGUGAGUUGAUGGGUUGGACCAUUCCUGUUGGUGCUGUAAUCCCAGGACACAGUCUGGGCCCUGGGCUGUGGCCUGGCACGAGGCAGUGGAGAGGAAUUUGUGGUAUUUGCAUUUCAUUCCUACUUCAUCUUUAGAUGUAUUAGGUCUCCAGGGCUUCUCAUCAGUGACUAUUGAAAAUAAACUGUAAAAAAGUGGCACAACUUUUACUGUAAUGCUGUUGUCCAGUCACAUGGAAAAUGAACAUUUUCCUGAGAAAGACAGAGCAGGCAAAGCUCUUCCAGCUUUUGCAGAUGUGUCUAUCAGUAUUCAUCACAGACUGAGUGUGGUUUUUCAGAAUCUCAUUUAUUUAGAGAUUCUGUCAUUCAUUAUAGCAUUCUGUCGGCUUGGCUUUUGCAAAUUAAAUCAAAGUUCUCAAUAAUAAUAAUAAUAAUAAAUUUCCAAGGUUUAUAUGAGGCAGGAUAUUGGCAUAGUUAUAAAGGCUUAAAUUGAUAUGUCCAUUAAGUCAUAUAUUCUUAGGAAGAUAAUAAUUUCAAAGCCAGUCUUUUUUAUGGAAUAUAUUGUUGAUGUGAUAGUUGUAAUCAAAUUAUAAUACCUUGCAGAAUUUACUGCAAGUCAUAAACCAUUGAGAUUGGAUUAAUACAAGUAUUUAGAGAAAGAACAUAAUGGUAAUAAAGAUUACUGGCUCAAAAUUCUGACCUAUUGCUAAGGUGCUUUUUAUUUUUUUUUGUUACAAAGUCAUGUUUUAUUAUAUAGAGCAAUAUCUGCAUGGUAGCUGUCAAAUUAAUUAAUAAGAACCUACUAACAAAUGGGGUUGACUGACUCAGAGCAGCCAGCUAAUAAUAAAUGAGACUUGGUGAACCCCCAGUGAACUAAUGAUGCUUCUGUCAGGAUGUAUUAAUGGGUUAAGAAUAUGAUCUUUUGUUACCAGAAUCAGUUAUUGGUGCUUUCACAUAUGGAUGUCAUUCCUUUUCCUCCAGAGAAAGCAGGGAUCUCAGUGCUGCUCCAAGUUCCAUGCUGUUCCCAAGGUUCACCCUGCCACUCCAAAACAUUUUUCAUCUAAUGCCUCGGAAUUCUGGGCACAGAUAAUAUAUACCUGUGGAUAGAAAUACAGUUACUUGCUUGAAAUUACAGUGAGAAACCUGUGGAACAGCUGGUUAAAAGAAAGAAAAAAAGUACUUCUUGACCAAAUUGUGCUGCUCUACACCCUUGCAAAUCUUGGGAACAGCACUGGGCUCUUCCAGCUGGAACUCUAGGAUAUAGGGAAAGAAACCUAUUUAACAUGAGAAUACAACUUUCUCCUUGGAAACAAUAAUAAUACUUCUGUGUUGGAUCUUGAGUCACUUCUAGAAAAGUGAUUUAACAGCUCAAGGAAGGAAAGAAUUUCUCUCCACUUUCUAUAGGUGAGGGUGUUUGAGUCAGCACCCUGCUCCACAUGGAAUAUUCACUUGAUGAUGAUUUUGUCAUUUCAGUAGUUUCUUAGCAUUUUGUAUGCAAAGAAACACUUCACUGUAUGAAAUUAUCUAUAUGAAAUAUAGAAUAUGUUUAAAAAUACCAGUUAACCUGCUUCAUGUUUCACAUAUUGAAUGGAAGAUAAAACACUUGUUCUACACAGUGGUCUGACACUGUACAUUGAAUUUAUUACUUAUUCUGCACUAACUGUGCUUUUAUGGUCCAGUUAUAGAGAACUUAGAUUAUUUAUAAAAUUUCUUUAACAAAAAUAAUCAGAGCAUACUUCUAAACAAUAAUAAUGGCAUGAAUUUAUACUGGACAACAGCACUGAAAUGUUUAGAGAGGAAUGAAUGUUCCAGAUUUACAAAUUUCUGCAAACAUCUGGACUUAAAAAAUCCCAACAUUGUUUUUUAUUGCAUCAAAACAAGUUUAUUGCACUUCCACGUAGGGGAAUCAGUUCCUUUAACAAGAUUUCAGAAAUUAUCUCCAUGCCAUGGCAGUAGUUAAACUGUGAUGAGUGGUUUUCUUAUUAAUCAUUUAAGACACUAAAAAUUAUCAAACUGUAAGUGUGGUUGAAAAUACAGUUCUGAAAGGCUGUGCUUUCUUUCUCACUUGCCACUGAGAUAAAUAAGUGUCUUAUGUUUGGGACAAAACCUGUUGGCAACUGAAGAAGCUGGAUUUCCCUUUUCACUUGGAGAGGGAAUUUUUUUGUUCUUCCUGUUAAACUGUAGAAAAUAUAGUAUUAAUUCUUAAGCAUAUGUAUGUACAGUAUUCACAUAAGUAUUAAUAAACUGUAAUAUUAUUUUAACUCGUUAUGCUAAUGUUUACAUUAUAGAAUUUUUAAGCAAAUGUGUAUAUAUAAAAUUUUCUAAAUACUUUCUUGGUUUUUUUUUUAUUAUUAUUAAAUAUCCUGUGGUAAUUUUAUUGUAAUCUGGUUAAAAUAUGCUACUUUACCAAGAAGAAAAUAAAAAAUAACAUCAU
Molecule: messenger RNA, 7844 nt
Organism: Pipra filicauda (Wire-tailed manakin)
Lineage: Eukaryota; Metazoa; Chordata; Aves; Passeriformes; Pipridae
Gene: SNX29
Product: sorting nexin 29
Exons: 21
Coding region: 73-2568 (831 amino acids)
Molecular function (GO): phosphatidylinositol binding
Source: RefSeq, a predicted model, not a curated record